UUGGGGAAGGAGAGCUUGGCUGGCCUUGGUGCCGGCGCUUCGGGUUUUUCCGUGCCGACGUGUGCUCCAGCGUUGCCCCUCGGAAAAGUGACCCAGAUCUCUGCCCGUCCCCUUUGUUCAUCACUAGCCUGUCGUGGUUUUCUUCUUUCUUUCCGGCAGGGCAGUGGUCGAAGUCAACGGCUGCGGUUUGGGCGUCGAGUAGACAGUCAAGAAUCGGUGCAGUCAGGUUCCUGCAGACAGCCCAGAACUUGGGGCUGUGCUCGGGUCAAGUAGAGCUUUAGAGGUGGAAUGAGAGGGGGCCUCUGAGGGGAUGGGGUCCGAGCGUAGGCCUCCUGGCCCCCACCUCAGCUUGUACCUAACCUGGGCCAUCCCUGGGGGAGACAGGCUGUGGAGGUUCUAAGAACAGGUCAGUAUUUGGAAUUCUAGUUGUUAGAAAGCUUUUCUGUGUCGAGUAGAAAUAAUCUUCAUCUAACGUGUUCCACGGAUCCAGCUUCUGUCAGCUCCAGGAAUGGUGUAUACAAGGCAGCCUUUCUAGUGUUUGAAGAAAAUCCCUCUCUAUGAGUUCUGGUUUUCACGGCAAGUCUCUGUUUCUUUUAAUUCUUCUGCCAGCAGGAGGUGUGGCUUUGGUUCUGUUUUCUGCUGGUCUCAGCGACCUGCGCCAGCCCCUGCAGUGACUGUAAUCCAAGACAGCUUUCAGCAACAGCCGGCAGGAAACGGAAAGAAGAGUAGCGGGUUGUUACCUACAGAACCGGGAAAGCUGACAGCAUACCUGGGGUCCCACAGUGAGGUGGGGGCCGUGAAGAGAGUUAGGGCUAGUUUCUGCUUGCAUCGGGGUUGAGGGUGGAGCCUAGAGCUUCUCAGGCUUCCUUUUUACUGGGGAAUAUAAGACAAAAGAGGGAAUGUGAAGCAUGAGAAGAGAAAAAUGAGAAGAGAAAAGACAAGUGGCCGGAAAGGUCUGUUAUGGAAACCAGUUAAGAGCCGAUUUCAGACCGAGGCCUGGCUCUUCAUGGUGGCAGAGAAUUCAGAACUUGAGACUGGCAUGUGACUAGAACCCUAACUGGUGUGCGCUGGCCUUCCACGCAGAGAGCCCUGCAGAAACGUUUGUAUUUGUAGCGUUGCCCCCGCGCGCGAUCUGGAAGAUGGGGGGCGCGGUGAGCGCCGGCGAGGACAACGACGAGCUGGUGGACAACCUGAAGGAGGCGCAGUACAUCCGGACCGCGCCGGUGGAGCAGGCUUUCCGGGCCAUCGAUCGCGCAGACUAUUACCUUGAAGAGUUUAAGGAAAACGCUUACAAAGACUUGGCGUGGAAGCACGGCAACAUCCACCUCUCGGCUCCGUGCAUCUAUUCGGAAGUGAUGGAGGCCCUGGACCUGCAGCCGGGUCUCUCCUUCUUGAACCUGGGCAGUGGCACAGGCUACCUCAGCUCCAUGGUGGGGCUCAUUCUCGGUCCUUUUGGUGUGAACCACGGGGUUGAACUCCAUUCGGAUGUAAUAGAAUAUGCAAAGCAGAAGCUGGACUUCUUCAUUAGAACCAGCGACAGCUUUGACAAAUUUGACUUCUGUGAACCUUCCUUUGUUACUGGCAAUUGCCUGGAGAUUUCUCCAGAUUGUUCUCAGUACGAUCGUGUGUACUGUGGGGCUGGUGUGCAGAAAGAGCAUGAAGAGUACAUGAAGAGUCUUCUCAAAGUAGGGGGCAUCCUUGUCAUGCCACUGGAAGAGAAGUUGACUAAGAUAACGCGAACUGGCCCUUCUGCUUGGGAGACCAAAAAGAUUCUGGCAGUUUCUUUUGCUCCUCUGGUCCAGCCCUGUCAUUCGGAGUCUGGAAAAUCAAGACUUGUCCAGUUACCGCCGCUGGCCGUGCGGAGCCUCCAGGACCUGGCUCGAAUCGCCAUCCGCGGGGCCAUCAAAAAGGUCAUCCGUCAGGAGACCGGGAGCGGCAGCGGAACCGGACUGAAGAACACGCCCCGGGCCAAGAGGCGGAGAGUGCGCCGUCGCCGCACGGACACGGUCGUCUUUUUGGACAAGGAGGUGUUUGCCAGUCGGAUCUCCAGCCCCUCCGACGACACCAGCUGCGAGGACUUGGAAGAGGAGCCGCGGCGGGAGGAGGGCAGAGCCUCGCCGGAGGUGAAGCCGGCCCCGCCGGUGAACUUCCUGCGCGAGAAGGUCCUGAGCCUCCCUCUGCCAGACCCCCUGAAAUACUACCUGCUCUAUUACCGGGAGAAGUAAGUCUGUGGGCGCCGCAUGAGGUGCCGCCGAGGCCGCCCUCCCACCCCCACCCGGGCCCCCGCGGGGUCGCCGGGCACACGCCGAGGGGAAGGAGAGUGCGGUCCCCUCCACGUUUGUGUGUUCAGUGUGUUCUUGGGUUUCCUCUAGAAUUCCAUUCGUCGGUAUCAUUUCAGUAGACGUAGUCUUUGACAAGCAAAGUGCGUAGGGGAAUGUUUUCUCAAAAGGGAGAGAAUCUCCUGGAGAAGGGUGUUUGCUUUCUGCUCUGGUGAAACUCGGACAUCUGCACGCAGAGACCCACCCGAGACACACGUGUGUGCGUUGCCCGUGAAGCAGGGAAGUUGAAAUGAACCCGCGUUGCUCCUAAAAUGUGUGAAAGAAAGCACAAGGUUGCGAGUGUGUAACCUCCUUCCCAGACAUGAGGCACCUGUGUCCAAGUUAGAGCUUGAUGGAACCAGCCCGUGGAGCACUGGCGCUCAGCUCCACUAACCCUUGUAGUUUUCUGGAGGGGACCGUUACUGAAAAGCUCUCCCUUAUUUUAAAUAAAUGUGAUUAAAUCUUAUGUGAGUUGUCGAUUGUGAUUUUAAAGGAGGGAAAUUGUCAUGGGGGAGGAAGAGUAAAAGUGUCAACCUCCUAGAUGUCUGUCCGGAAUCCCAAAGUGAUUUGGAGUGUUUUCCUGACACCUUUUCUUACCUUCAGAAGAAUGAGCGUCAGAUGAUCCCUUAGGGGAGACUCAAGAAUGAAGCAGGUGUUGUGUAUAGUGAGCUGCAUUACUUUUACCCCAAGGGUAGGGAUGACCGUUGACCCAACCUUCACUAUGCUAGUGGGUGUCUAAGGCAUGGACGUGCUCAGUCCUCAAAACAGGGAAGUGUUUAAGCUGCAGGAAGUACAGUGGGGACAGUGUUACCGACAGCCUCUGCUUUUCCUUUUUUUUAACAUCAGUUGGCUAUUUGUCUGUAGUCAUACAGGGUUUGUCUUUUAUAACUCUGGGGAAAAAGACGUGUCAGUUUUCUAAUUUUUCUUAAUAACAAAUAUGUGUAUUUUAGUAGCUCCAUUGCAGUAAAGGAAUGGUCUGAGCACCAGUGACUUGUGCAGUCUGCCUUCUCCAGGCCCUUUGGGUUGAGCGCUUUCUGUCGUUACCAAGUUCUGAGUCUAGAAGAGAAGGCCAUCCUGUCAGAUGGUAGAAUGUUUUCAAGUUAUUGGUCAUUCCAAAGCAUUGGUUCUUUUCAAACUUAUUUUUGUUCUGAAAGAAAAGAAUGGUAUAAAAUGUUAGCAAGAGACCCGAACUCAGAGUGCUGAUGUUGGAUGAGUCUUCUGGAGUCAAUGCCUAGUUUUACCCCUGAGCUUCUUGGGGGUCAGAAACCUCUUUGUGGUUUCACCGGCUGAACCGAGUUCUGGUAGUUUGUUUCUUUAUUUAAUUUCUUCUUCUUCUUCUUCUUCUUUUUUUUUAAACUUUUCUUCCUUUUUAAGUAACUGUCAUUUUUUUCCAGAGGAUACUGUGUGCAUGCAUAGCUGGGAAACAUGUCUGUUGCCCUAGAUUUGAAAAUGGAACCCUUUGUAAAGACAGUUAUUUCAUAGUCGUUUUUAACCUGGCAUUUAACUGAAGGUCAGGCAUCCUCGUCUCAGAGGCGUGUGGUUUAUGUUCACUUGCGGUCACUUCCUAGCGUGCACAUCUCUGCUGACAUCAUUCUAAUCGAUACGUGGCAGUCUCUGCAAGCGUGGACAUUUGAAGCAUAAUGUCACAUACACGGUAUUUGUGGAAUCUGUUACACCAGGUGGCUUGACUAAGGUUUUUAAUUGUAUGUGAUUUUAUUUUUUUACCACAUUUUCCUUUCCACUGUAAAAACUUCAUAAUGCAUAAGCCACGUUUUCCCCUACAUAUGUCAAACCUUUCUUAACAUUGUGUUUGUAUUUACAUGUUGUCAGUUUGUGAUGUUUAAACCAGAAUUUGGUUAAAAGUAUAUGUAGAUAUAUGUGAGAUAGUUGGGUGUUUAUCUUACACACCUAGAGAAGAACUGUAAAUGGGUUUUCCUGGGCUAAAGUGUUCCUCACUGGAGCCCACAAUGAUGCAGUCCUACUGUCUGCUUCCCGACGGAUGGAGUGUGCGUUACCUGUAGCCUCUGUACUGUAACCGCAUUCUAGACAACUGUUGACUUGUAUGUUUUGAGGAAUGUGUAUUUCUGUAUGUGAUUUUCGUCUUGAAAGUAGGAAAGCCAUAGACAUGUGCACAGGAAAUAGCAAAUGUACUAAUACCGAGUAGGUAAUGUAAACACCAACUGUGUGUGUAACGGUGCUUCCGUAAGUCUGGACCUUUCAGGGAAUAAAUGCCAGAAACUUGUAACAAAAAUUUUAGUGAGCGGAUAUACAUUGGGUGAACACAGAGGAUAUCAAUAAAUAUAGUUAUGGCACUUGGGCCUCUUAGCAUGGCUUGUGUUUCCUGCGUGGGAUUGAAAUUCUUGAGUACAUAUUUUCCAAAAAUCUUCAAAAAUAAACUUUUUCUUUAUUACAAA
This is a messenger RNA of Neogale vison (American mink), 4732 nucleotides long. RefSeq names its product protein-L-isoaspartate (D-aspartate) O-methyltransferase domain containing 2 (gene PCMTD2). Gene Ontology annotation, biological process: protein modification process. NCBI's taxonomy places the organism in Eukaryota, Metazoa, Chordata, Mammalia, Carnivora, Mustelidae. The transcript is spliced from 6 exons. Bases 1140 to 2225 code for a protein of 361 amino acids. The record is from RefSeq and is a predicted model, not a curated record. Gene Ontology annotation, cellular component: cytoplasm. Gene Ontology annotation, molecular function: protein-L-isoaspartate (D-aspartate) O-methyltransferase activity.